Vespa crabro (European hornet) is the source of this 935-nucleotide messenger RNA. RefSeq names its product thioredoxin domain-containing protein 9. The transcript is spliced from 4 exons. Gene Ontology annotation, cellular component: cytoplasm. The record is from RefSeq and is a predicted model, not a curated record. Bases 273 to 917 code for a protein of 214 amino acids. Lineage: Eukaryota; Metazoa; Arthropoda; Insecta; Hymenoptera; Vespidae. Gene Ontology annotation, biological process: microtubule cytoskeleton organization.
AGGUCACCUCAUUGAUGCUUCCUUUCUAUUAGAAACAGUGAUUGGUUAAAUACAUUGAUUUAUCUAUACUAUAGAUAUCGAUCAAACUAUACUUAAAAAAAAACAAAAAUUUAGUCAAUGACAUCAUACGAAUAUUCUUUACGUCAUUUCAUUUCUUGUAUUGAAGUGUGAAGUGAUUCUUAAUGACAGCGUCUAUUUGAAAUAUGUCUAUAUAAGAUUCUCUGUGGUGCACAUUACGAAUAUAACUUCAACAUUUAAUUAUAUAAAAAAAAAUGGAGACUAUUAUACAACAAAAAGUAAUUGAAGUUGCAAAUACUGUUGAAAAACAAUUGGAUGCAGAAUUAGAGAGACUGGAUAAUUUAGAUAUUAAUGAUAUCGAGAAAUUAAGAGAAAAUCGUUUGCAAGAACUUAAGAAAUUACAGAAACAGAAACAAGACUGGCUUUCUUUGGGUCAUGGAGAAUAUACAGAAAUACCAGAUGAAAAAGAAUUCUUUGAAAUUUCCAAGAAAUCUCAGAAUAUUGUUUGCUUAUUCUAUAAAGAUGAUUCGCCAAGAUGUAAAAUCGUAGACUAUCAUUUCAAAAUAUUAGCUAAUAAGCAUUUGGAAGCAAAAUUUUGUAAAUUGAAUGUUGAACGUUGUCCAUUUCUUACCGAACGUUUGCGCAUAAAAAUAAUUCCUACAAUAGCGCUUAUAGUAAAUGGGAAAACAAAAGACUACAUUGUUGGUUUUACUCAAUUGGGUAAUUGUGAUGAUUUUUCUACUGAAACAUUAGAAAUUCGAAUUGCUCAAUCUAAUGCUAUUAGUUGUAAUGAUGAUUUUAUACAUUCUUCUAACAAUACUAAAAAGCCAUGGUUGUCUCAUAUAGUAAAACCUAAAACUAUUAAAGGACAUGAUUCUGAUGAUUCUGAUGAUGAUUAAACAUAUGAUCACUAUUAA